This is a messenger RNA of Aspergillus ochraceoroseus IBT 24754, 1176 nucleotides long. RefSeq lists its product as uncharacterized. Gene Ontology annotation, biological process: regulation of DNA-templated transcription. The record is from RefSeq and is a predicted model, not a curated record. The coding region runs from base 1 to 1176 and encodes 391 amino acids. The transcript is spliced from 2 exons. Gene Ontology annotation, molecular function: DNA-binding transcription factor activity, RNA polymerase II-specific; zinc ion binding. Lineage: Eukaryota; Fungi; Ascomycota; Eurotiomycetes; Eurotiales; Aspergillaceae.
AUGCUGACGGAGUCUGAUCAAAUCUCCAACAGUGGGGAUACACCGAAGCUCCGAGCUGCGUGCGAGAAUUGCAGGCAAUCCAAAGUGAAGUGUAAUUUAUCCGGGAAGGAUACGUGCAUUCGCUGCCUCCGUCAUGGACUACCCUGUCGAUACCGGCUGGCUAAUCGGUCUGGCAAGCCAAAAGGAAGCAAAAACCGGUCGACUCUCUGGAAACUGGGACAACUGCAGGCGAAGAAGAAAGACGCGUUGCGAACGAACGAACGAUGGACAGGCCCGGUAGAAGAGAAACACAUUCAGGUUAUAACGCCUAUUCCGCGGUACACGCAUGAUGAUGUCAGUGUAAUUGUAAAUGAGACGAGUCCCCCAGAGAUAGAGCAACCACAUCUAUCUGCAAGUCCGAGGCACCAUGAGAACCCUAUCGCCGACACAUCUACGAUGCUGCUAGCCGAGUCUGGUACAGAAUACCCUCCGCUGCACGGAGGCUCGCUCGCAGUAGUAGAGACCACCACCACCACCAGCCCCUGCAUCGACGCUUCAAUGUCUCCCACCUUCCUGCAAAAGGAGUUCAUCACCAAGGGCCUGACCAGCUUUCCUCUCGCCGUACACAUCCCGAACACCCUCCGGCCACCGUGUGACUGCAGCGAGACUCUGGUCUUCCACCUCAACCACCUCCGGCAGAUCGUAACCAGCCCCGCGCAGUUUCGGUUCGAUCAGAUGCUCCAGGGCGCACAGGCGGCGUUAUCCGGGUGUCGCGGGUUCCUGCAAUGUGCGCGCGGCCACAAGAAUAACAGUACCAGCCUGCUGCUCUGCAUGUCGACUCUAGAAGUAACUCUGCAAUUAUGCGACUACUGGACCUCGUGCGAGCUGCUUCCCUCGUCGUCUGGUCGAGCGAUCCACCACCAUCACCACCACCACCACCAUCACGGCGUGGUGACUGUGGGAUAUGGCGAGUACGAAAUGGGCCCCGAGGAGACGCGACGAGUCCGACGGUUCCUGAUCCGGGGACGGCUCCUACAAUGCAAGGAGACGCUAGGGUUGCUCGCGGAAGCUGCGGAACUAAACAUGGCAGAGGGCGUGGAAGGGAGCUGGAACUGGCUGCGGCAAAUCAUUGGGGGGUCAGAGGCGAUGACAGAUACAUUUCUCCAGGUGUUAUCUGGGGGGUGUAUUUGCAAUUAG